Molecule: messenger RNA, 2156 nt
Organism: Ictalurus furcatus (blue catfish)
Lineage: Eukaryota; Metazoa; Chordata; Actinopteri; Siluriformes; Ictaluridae
Gene: zcrb1
Product: zinc finger CCHC-type and RNA binding motif 1
Exons: 1
Coding region: 151-813 (220 amino acids)
Biological process (GO): mRNA splicing, via spliceosome
Cellular component (GO): U12-type spliceosomal complex
Molecular function (GO): RNA binding; zinc ion binding
Source: RefSeq, a predicted model, not a curated record
UGUUUUUAAUUUAAAACAAAAAACAAACAAACUGACAACCCAUGAGCCAAUAAUACGACGAGUAAACAAAUACUUGUUCUAGUGAGAGGUUCGUCAUUUCCGCUUCCGGUUCAAACGUAUUUACACAAAAACGAAGACAGUGUGUGAAAAAUGAGUGGCGGUUUGGCCCCGAGUAAAAGCACUGUUUACAUUUCUAACCUGCCGUUUUCGCUGACUAAUAACGACUUGCACAAGUUAUGCACGAAAUACGGCAAAGUUGUUAAGGUGACGAUUGUGAAGGACAAACAAACGCGGAAGAGUAAAGGUGUCGCGUUUGUGCUGUUCCUGGACAGAGAGUCUGCUCAUAACUGUUCUCGGUCUCUGAACCACAAGGAGCUCUUCGGCAGGACGGUGAAGGCCAGCAUCGCUAUUGAUAACGGAAGAGCUGCGGAGUUCAUCAGGAGAAGAAACUAUACCGACAAGUCCAAGUGUUACGAGUGUGGCGAAGACGGUCACUUGAGUUACUCCUGCCCAAACAAUUUGCUCGGAGAAAGAGAGCCUCCACCCAAAAAGGAAAAGAAGAAGAAGAAGAAGUUGAUGAUGAAGCACGUCGACGAGGUUGAGCCCGAGGAAAGCGAAGAUGAAGGAGAAGACCCUGCAUUGGACAGUUUAAGCCAGGCCAUUGCUUUCCAGCAAGCUCGGAUUGAAGAGGAAGACAGACGAAGGAAGCAGACUGCAGGAGACUCGAGCCACACUUCCACAUCAGACAGCUCGUAUAAACCCAGGAUCAAGAAGAGCACAUACUUCAGUGAUGAGGAAGAGCUGAGUGACUGACUGAUGAACAUUUUCCACUCCUAAGAUCUUUAUUAUCAAAGAUCAGUUAAAAUAUCUCCAAGGCUUUUCAAGAACUUGCAAGUAAAAUACAGUUAAAAGAAGUAAAUCUGUCACUUGGUGUUUGGAAAGCUUUAGUAACUGAUGCGUGAACAACACCUUAUUGUGAUUGGAAAAGUUGUGGUCACUCUGUACAGCAAUUCAGAAUUGAAUUUGACUUUUAAAAGUCUGUGUUAAUUGUUUUACUCAUUUUCUUUUGUAUUGUAAAUAAUAAAGCAAAGAAUGUCUACUCAUCAGUACAGAUGUUUACUGAAGGAUUCCAUGACAUAAUGCAAUGCUAUGCAGAUAAAGCCAAAAUAUGACUAGUUUGUGUUGAACUGUGGUAAUGAUGAACUGUUGAAUAUUUAGUUUAAUAUUUAGUACAUGUUCAGCUAAAAUAUGAAUAGUUUGAAAUUGAAUUUAAAAAUACCCUUAACAUUAAAAUGAUUACAUUAUUAUGUACAAUGAUUCAUCUUUCCACAGGUGAAGAAAUAUAAUACUGGUGCACAGUCUUUCUGAUACAAAUCUGAAAACAAAUUAAAAUCCAUUCAUCUGUUCAUUUUCCAUACCGCUUAUCCUACACAGGGUCAGGGGGAGCUGGAGCCUCUCCCAGGGCACAAGGUGGGGGACAGGGUGCCAACCCAUUGCAGGGCACAAUCACACACACAUUCAUUCACUGUGAACAAUUUGUAAAUGCCAAUCAACUUACAGCAUGUGUCUUUGGACUGGGGGAAGAAGCCAGAGUUCCAGGAGGAAACUCCCGAAGCACAGGGAGAACAUGCAAACUCAGUGCACACAGGGCAGAGGGGGGAUUUGAAUCCCCAACUCCAGAGGUUCGAGGCAAAUGUGCUAACCACUAAGUCCAAUUUUAUACCAUUUUAAUAAAAUACAAGUAAAAUGAGAAUGGAUAAAAAAUAGGGGAAAAAAAUCCCUCUCAGUUUAAAACUGCAAACCAGUUAUAUAACUUCAGUUCUUUGACUUUGUGCGUUGGGGGCGUGGGAUAGGUUGGUGUUCCAUUCUGUGUGCAUUCCCACCUUGCAUUCAGUGUUCCUUGGAAAUGCUCCAGAUAAAGUGGUUAAUCAAGAUGAAUGAACAAAUGAUAUUUGACGACAUCUGCCUCUGACUAAAGGCAUAGCACAUAUUUAAAGAAAUCUUAUGUUCUACAACAGUUCUUUGGAGAGUCAAAGGCUUGCCAGUCAUAGGGUUAUACAUACAAUAUUUAAUGGUUUAUCAAGAGAAAGUAACUGAAGAACCUUUAAGGGGAUUAUAGAUGUGACCUAAAUUUCUGAUUUCUAAAAGUGUAGCUA